Schistocerca piceifrons (Central American locust) is the source of this 5397-nucleotide messenger RNA. RefSeq names its product cold shock domain-containing protein E1 (gene Unr). The transcript is spliced from 14 exons. Gene Ontology annotation, molecular function: nucleic acid binding. The record is from RefSeq and is a predicted model, not a curated record. Bases 436 to 3252 code for a protein of 938 amino acids. Lineage: Eukaryota; Metazoa; Arthropoda; Insecta; Orthoptera; Acrididae.
GUUGACAUUCAACAUGGCGGCAUGUCGUCAGUGCUGUGCUGUGUCGUGCUUGUGUAAUUAUUAGAAUAGGAAACUUGAAACAACGAUCAGUUUAAAAUAAAAGUCAAAAACACAAUCCGCACCCAGCACGCAUUGAAGACAUCUGAGGAUUUUUCCAACAUCAUUUUUCAUUUAGGACCUUCUUAAAGCUCAGUGAUAUUAUAGUUAGUGCAUCUACAAGGGUGCUGGAACAGACUUUUUCGAAUUCGUUCAGGCACUAGUGACAUAUUAAACCUAUGAUGGUUUCUUUUAUAUUUUCAUUUUAAGGAUAGAAUAGGUGAGAACUUACUUUGUGCAUAUACGUUUCGGGUAUUUUUACGUGUAGUUCUGUGAUAAACCUCUCUGAACUUGAAAUCAGAAGAAACGGUGCAUUGGUCAGCAUAACUUGUAAAGACUAUGUCCAAUAAUCCUCAGUGGAAAUCAUUCCAGCCGCCAGCCAUGAAUACAGAAACAGCAAUACUUGAAUUAAAUUUCAAACCUAUGACAAUUUCUAAUAAUUCUACCACAAGUUCAGACGUUCAUAACUCGUCCAAUGGUACGAGUUUUAGUAACAGUGGUAGCAAUCAGUUCCAGGGUGCUCAGUCAUCAACAAAAGACACUGCAACCAGUGCAUUUAACAAGGGCAGUUCAAACAAUCAUUAUUCAUCCAGUUAUAAUUCAUUCCCAUCAUCAAAUAGUACCCGUGGAAGUGGACGGUAUUCUGGUAAUGCAUUUUCUAGCAGUGAAGGAACAAGUGUGUUCAAUGGUGAAAGCUUGCCUUCACCUCCCAGCAACAACGGUAGUGCCAAUUCAAAUACAACCAGCAGUUGUGGGUACAAUGAUUCCUCGUUGGGAAGUCAAGGCACAAGGGAGACUGGUAUUAUUGAAAAAUUGUUGCACUCGUAUGGAUUCAUUCAGUGUUGUGAGCGACAGGCAAGGCUUUUCUUUCACUUCAGUCAAUUCAAUGGGACAAUUGAACAUCUGAAGAUUGGUGAUCCAGUAGAAUUUGAGAUGACAUAUGACAGAAGAACUGGAAAGCCUAUUGCUAGUGCUGUUACAAAGAUAGCUCCAGAAGUGGUUUUAAGUGAAGAACGUGUCACUGGCAAUGUUACCACUGAGUUGAGGAGUGAUGGGUCAGGAACAGAUACACAGGGACGUAUUAGCUAUGAAAACCGCGGAGAAUGUUUCUUCCUACCAUAUAAUAAGGAUGAUGUUGAGGGUAAUGUUACAUUACGAGCUGGAGAUAAAGUUAGUUUCCAGAUUGCAACUAACCAGAGAAAUGGUAACCUAGGAGCAUGUCACAUUCGUUUGGAAAAUCCAGCCCACCCUGUUAAGUACCGCGGUGUAGUGUGCUCCAUGAAAGAAAGUUUUGGUUUCAUUGAACGAGCCGAUGUUGUUAAAGAGAUUUUUUUUCAUUUCUCAGAGGCAAAAUCAAAAGAUGAAUUGCAACUUGGAGAUGAUGUGGAAUUCAUAAUUUUAACCAGGAAUGGGAAAGAAGUUGCCUGUAACAUCACACGACUGCCUCCAGGGACUGUUGUAUUUGAAGAUGUGGGGUCAGAAGUGAUGAAAGGUCAGGUGUUAAAACCCUUAGAAAGAGGUCAACAAAUGCGUCACCUGAAUGAUCCACUUCCUGGACGCAUACGCUACCGCGCUGCUGAUCAUUCAGAGGUUGAAAUACCCUUUGGUGAUAAGGACCAGAAAGGAGACUUCACUUUGAGACAUGGUGACUGGGUGCAGUUUCAGAUUGCAACAGACCGACGCGAUCAGCUUCAGCGUGCCACAAAUAUUUCUCUGCUGGAUGAGUCAUUUGUAGUUUCUGGAGAACGUCGAGAGCAAGGUGUUGUGGCAUCAUUAAAAGAUGGAUUUGGUUUCCUUCGAUGUGUAGAGAGAGAUGCAAGGCUCUUCUUUCAUUUCAAUGAAGUUUUGGAUGUAGACAGAGAAAUAUGUAUUAAUGAUGAGGUUGAAUUCACAGUGUCGCAGGAGCAGUCAUCCUUUUCUAAUGUACGACAAAGUGCGAUUCGUGUGAAACAUCUUCCACCUGGCACAGUUGAAUUUGAAACUAUCAUAGAAAAAAAUCUUAGUGGCACUGUCACAAAAGAGGCCCAAAUGUUGAAUUGGAAUUCAAGAAGUCCCACAAAAGGUGGCAACCAGUCAACUACUGAAAAGUCUGGAGAGAUGGGAGUUAUUAGCUAUCAAGCUAAUGGUACAAAAAAGACUGUAAACUUCCUAGCCAGAGAUUGUGAUAUAAAGAAUUAUCCAAGAGUGGGUGAUAAGGUGGACUUCAACAUUAGCAUGGUGAAACGAAAUAAGGAACUUGUAGCAACAGAUGUUCAUGUUACAGCAAGGAGCCAAUCAAAAACUGGAUUGGGUCGUUCAAACAGUUUACCAUUGUGCCAGGGUUUUAUUGCCGCUCUGAAAGAUGGAUUUGGAUUCAUUGAAACUCUUGCUCAUGAUCGUGAAGUAUUCUUCCAUUUUAGCAACUUUGAUGGAGAUAAUGCGACCUUGGAGAUAGGCCUGGAAGUUGAAUAUAACUUGGCAACAAGGGGGUCAUCAGGCAGCUGUCUUACAGCAGAAAAUGUUCGCAUACUACCGAAGGGUACUAUUGAACUACCUCCAGCUCAGGGAGAUGUAUUGAAUGGUAUUGUCAUUCGGCCCUUAAGGAGUGUGAAUCCAGAUCAGAGUCAGUAUGCAGGACUCAUUCAGGUAUCUACUGAAGGAGAGGAUGAGAAAGGACCUGAAUAUGAAUUUGGAAUUACUGGAUUAGCUAACAAACGGGAACUUCUGCAGACUGGAGAUCCAGUUACAUUUCAAGUAGAUACUGAAGGCAGAGCAACAAAUAUAUCAGCUAUACGCAAGAAAAGAAGGGCUACAGUUAAUGCUGUGAAAGGUCUCUUUGGAUUUCUGGCAUAUGAACUUGAUGAAGGAAAGAAUCUGUUUUUCCACAUGUCUGAAGUAAAAGAUGGUGUAACACUUCAGCCUGGAGAUCAAGUAGAAUUUGUUAUUGUAACUAAUCAGAGAACAGGCAAAUCAUCUGCUUGCGAUGUUACUAAAAUUGGUGACGCUCCUAAACAAGAACGGCCAGAGAGGCUUAUUAGCCGAUUGAGAACUAUUUCACUUGAUGAUUCUGGACCAAAAUUGACAGUGGUCAGACAGCCACGAGGACCUGAUGGAACGAGGGGCUUUGAUAUUGAUAUACGCCAACCACGUUUACCUGGAGCUCCUGUUUCUGAAUAAUGUUUGUGCAGGCAACUUCUACUCAGACAGCAGUCCUUGAAUAAGAACUUAGAGAUCCCAGAAAAUAAAAUCUCUGUAUAACUAUUACUGAUUAGCACACUUAGUUCAAUUUUGCUUUAACACAUUGAAGCAUCCAUACUAUACUCGUAUUAUAUGCUUACAUCAAACUUCACAAGAUGAGAGGUGUUCUUUAAAAUGAUUUGAAGCUGUAAUUAAAUAUAUGCUCUUCCAAAACAAAUAUGAAAUCAUGCAAAAUACUGCCACCCAUGUCAAGUAAAAAAAAAAAGGCAGUCAGUAAUCCAGAUUUUUAAUUUAAUGCUUGCAGCUGAAAUGUUACAAAUAAACUGGUCUCUUCUUAUACCAUGAAGAUACAGGUUAAAGUCCUGUUAGACCUCUUAUUUUAUGGCAUAGUAAAAUUGUGUGUUAUUCACUGAAGUCAGCUGUGAACAUUUGGACCACUGAAGGAAUGGUAGCCACAACUACAGCUUCAUUCUCUCAAGAUUUCUCCACAAGUUCCAUCUGCAAGCAGUAGUUUCCCGAGUUAACUAUCCUGCUUGUUUUAAUGGUACAAUUUAGAGACACAAGUAAAUAUUGACACUGUUACUUUCCAUCACAACUACUGAUAGCUGAUGGCAAGACUUGGUCUGUUACAUUGUCCAUGUAAAUAUGGAGUGGCAGUAUAGUUGUAAAAGAAACUAGCAUUAAAAAAUUACAAGACUCCCUUGAAUAUGCUGGGGAACAUAACUUCUGUAUUUAAUAUUCAGUCUUAUCUCCCUAGAAGUUUUAGAAUAAUACAUAUUUGGUGAUUCCUGUUUAAUUGUCUAAAUUGUUUGGCACAAUUUAGACAGCAGUGUUAAGAGUUUACUUCUGCCACUAAUAAAUACGAAGUUAACUGUCCAAGAUUUGUCUUACAUUCAGUACCCACAACAACUGUGUUGUUUAUGUAAACUGGAUUAUGUUGCCCUUUACUUCCAAUCUCUGGGGUUUCCUGUUCUGCCUCUGUACUUCAGUAAACAAUUUUAUACCUCCCUAUUUAAUGGCGAGCAAGUUAGGAAAACAUCAUUUUGUACUGUUUUGACAUAUUUUUCAUUAAAGACUGAAAAACAGAUCUAUGUGUGCCUAAGUUAAGAAUGUUGGUUUGUGCAAAGAGGAGGUUAGGAAAAACAGAUUUUUCUUUGUAGAUGCUUCAGUGGUUUACAUUAACUAAGAAUUAUUUAAAUGCAUAUUACAAAGUCUUAAAAAAUGUAAAAUGAAAACUUUCUACUUCUUCUGUGAUACAAUGAGUCUGUGAAUGAAUAUUCAGGAAGGAGGCAAUCUUGUAUUACAAAUAAACAAUGUGUACUGCUGGAUGCUGUUUAAUAGAAUAGAGCUGGAAGAUGUUUGAUAGAGUAGGCAUUGCUUUCAUGCUCAUCCAUCCGUAGUAAACCUGGAGUGCAUAAUAGUUUUAAGUAGCUGUAACCAAUAUUCAUUUAAUAUUUGUAAACAAUUUUAAUGUGAUUUGUACAUUCUCCUGUACUUCUGAGUGGAUGUAUGGAUGUGUUUGUUGCAAUUUAUGAACAAUUAAUAAUAUCUUGUAUAUGAAGGGUAUUAGUCUGAAACCACAUGAUAUAGUACCAAAGAAAUACAGUUGUCUAAGAAGAGUUGAGAUCUUUUUAUAUCUGCUGCAGGACAACUCCCUUAAAUUUUGUAAAGACUCAAAUCUGUUAUCCUAAGUCUGAGAUAUUGUGCUAAAUUGUCUUUUGCAUGUAGACAGUUGUCUUGUUUUCUUCUCAUUUUUUCCUUUUUUGUAUGUCUGUGAAUCAGUCGGCAUAAAUCAAUAUUAUUGCUUUUUAUGAACUACCAACUUUUGCAUGAUUGUAUGAGGAGGAAAGAUUCAGAGCUUGAAAAUAUAUAUUUUAAAAUGAGAAACAAGUUUUCAUUGCUUGAAUUAUUGUCAGCUGUGGUGUGCUGCUGCAUUCUGUAAUAUGUUUCACUCACUAUUCUUUGGUAAUGGAGAUGUAACGUAUUUUAAAUUGCUCCAGGUUGCUGUGGGUACUGUUCAGCAGAAUUUGACUAUACAUGUGAUGUUUAUUUUUAUUAUAUUGUAUUAAGUUUCCAGUUACAAGGAAAUGUAAAAAAAAAUAUACAAAAAUCGGUUGAACAAGA